Sphenostylis stenocarpa is the source of this 1443-nucleotide messenger RNA. The record is from the annotation of a GenBank genome assembly. NCBI's taxonomy places the organism in Eukaryota, Viridiplantae, Streptophyta, Magnoliopsida, Fabales, Fabaceae.
AUGAUGGGUACUAAAACUCUGUUCAAGUGGCCAAAGAAAAUCACGAAUUCCCUAGUUGUGCAGUUAAUUAAAGCAGAAAAGGACGUGCACAAAGCUGUUAGUUUGUUUGAUUCUGCAACUGCUGAAUAUAGUAGUGGGUUUCGUCAUGAUCUUGAGACUUUUGGUCUCAUGAUCUCUAGGUUAGUUGCUGUGAAUCAGUUUAGGUCAGCAGAAGGAAUGAUGGAGAGAAUGAAGCAAGAAGAUUGUAAGGUUACAGAGGACAUACUUUUAACUAUAUCCAGGGGUUAUGGGCGCGUGCAUAGGCCACUUGAUGCCAUCAGAAUCUUCCACAAGAUAGAAGGUUUUCAGCUUAGGCCCACUGAAAAGGCUUACCUUACAAUACUGGAUAUUCUUGUGGAGGAAAACCAUGUAAAGAGGGCUAUUGGUUUUUACAGGGAGAUGAGAGAAAUGGGCUUUCCACCCAGUGUUGUUUCCCUCAAUAUUUUGAUCAAGGCCCUCUGCAAAAGCAAGGACACUGUUGAUUCUGCCUUACGGAUAUUUCGGGAGAUGCCAGACCGUGGGUGCCAGCCUGAUUCAUAUACAUAUGGUACAUUGAUUAAUGGGCUGUGUAGACUCGGAAGUAUCGGUGAGGCAAAGGAACUAUUCAAAGAAAUGAAGCAGAAAGGUUUUGCAGCUUCUGUUGUUACCUAUACUAGUUUGAUACAUGGAUUGUGUCAGUCUAAUAAUUUGGAUGAAUCUAUUGGAUUGCUUGAAGAAAUGAAAAGAAAUGACAUUGAACCAAAUGUUUUUACUUAUAGUUCUCUUAUGGAUGGUUUAUGCAAAGGUGGUCAUUCAUUACAAGCAAUGGGGUUAUUGGAAGUGAUGGUCAGAAAGAACCAUUUGCCGAACAUGGUUACUUAUAGUUCUUUAAUCAGUGGACUGUGUAAAGAAGGGAAGCUUUGUGAAGCUGUGGAGAUUCUUGAUAGGAUGAGGAUUCAAGGCUUGAAACCAAGUGCAGGGUUGUAUGGAAAAAUCAUAAGUGGCUUCUGUGCUGCAGGCAGCUAUCAAGAAGCUGCAAACUUCAUUGAUGAGAUGGUGCUAGGUGGUAUCUCACCAAAUCGAGCAAGUUGGAGCCUUCAUGUUAGGAUGCAUAACAUGGUAGUCCAGGGCCUUUGUAAUAAUGUUGAUGCACCUCGUGCAUUUCUGUUGUAUCUCAGUAUGCGUACUAGGUGCAUCUCUGUUGAAAUUGGCACUUUUGAUUGUCUAGUCAAAAGUUUUUGUAAGAGAGGAGACUUGCACAAAGCUGCUCGGAUUCUUGAUGAGAUGGUGUUAGAUGGAUGCAUUCCAGACGAACAAAUAUGGAAUGUUGUCAUCGGUGGAGUUUUGAAUCGAAAAAAAGUGAGAGAAGCCACUGAGCUGUUACUGGUUGAGCUGAGGCAGAAGUUUGUUGAAGCUGAAAGUUGA